CCAAGCCGGCAGAAACGAUUUGGUCGGAGGAAUAUUAAUGAGGUGCUCCUGCUGGCUCCGCUGUUGCCACCGCCAGGCUGAUGGCCAUACUCCACCAAGAUGUCGUCGUGCACCUUGUUCCUUCUCCUCUUCAAGAGUACCCUCGGACACUUCGGUGCAAUUCUUAAGGGCCGAUGCAAAUGCCGAUGAAGAACAACCUCGGAAGAAUACAGUGGAUCCAAAUCUUGCCAUUCACAGGGCAAAAAGAAAUCCCAAUCGCUUUUCUUCUCGUUCUUAAGAGAUUCUACAGUAAAAUUCUCUCUCGCGCACGAACUUUCUCGAGAUCCAGAGAGUUGGGCUCCCAGAUCUCUUCCCGUUCCAUCCCCUAGCAUCGAGAAUUUGUCGAAUCGGUUGCGAAUUGGCCUUCCUUCUCCCUUCCCCUGGCAUACUCUGUUUCUAGGGCUCGGCAAUGUCCUCUUGCAUUCUCCUCCAAAACGGCAGCCCCUGCGUAGGCCAAGAGCUCAGGAGCUCUCACAGCGCCAAUCCAGCUCCAUUUAUCCCUCCCAUCACUCGGGUAAGCUCAAUCUCCCUCACCUCGAUCACCCAAAGAGCAACUCCAAGAGACGUGAGUGUGAGCGCCGGGAAGAAGAAGAGGGUGAGUCCCGGGGGACGCUUCGACGGUCCCAGGAAGCCCAAGGACUUGGGUCCAUCGCCGGAGGUGAUCGACAAGGUCCUGGCCGAGGCGGACAUCGUCUACAACGACGACUACUACAAGUAUGGAGCUUACGGGCCAUACCGCCACCGCGGGAUGAUCUUCGGCGAGCCCAAGUUUGGGUCCGUACACGACAAGGACAUGGUGUUCCUCUACUCGUCGGUCCGGGACGACGAGGAGAUGGAGGAGAUGCACAAGUUCCAGCAGUGCCGGAUCUUCGACAAGAAGCUCGACAUGAUGGACUCGGCCAAGAUGCAUUUUUUCUACGUGUUCGUGAGGGGGACGAGCAAGCCGCGGCGAUGGCAGCCGCCGUGGAAGACGUGGACGCUGGCGGCGCACGUCGUUGUGGAGUCUGGCGAUGCCAAGCUCGAUAAGUGGGACGUUGGCGAGAGGGUGGAUCUUCGGGCGCGGCACGGGGUGACGAGGUGUGUGUCGUGGUGCCGGCCGGAUUUGAUCUGGGUGAAGAGGCCGGAGUAUCAGAUGAGAUAUGAGCCGCAGGAGGAUUACAUGCGUGGGCUGUUCGAGCUUCUCAAUCCCGAGACGGAGCUGGAUGGGAUCGAGGGCGAGGACGUGGAAGAGAGGAGAAAGAAGAGCUUCUACUACCGGCUGUGCGAGAGGCUGGGCGUGGAGGUGAGCGCGAGCGAGGCGGAGAUUGUGGCGGCGUGGGUGGGGCUGGAUGAAGAGAGGAGAUCGCUGGUGCUGGAGCAUAUGAUGAAUGGCCAGCCCGUGCAGUUCCUUCAUCCGUUUACCAAGGAGUGGCGGCGGAAGGAGGCCGAGGCCGAGGCCACGGGGCGAAAGGUUGAGUUUGCGAGUGACGAGAGUGUGUGGGAUGAUGAAGAUGAGGAGGAAGGCAAAGACGAGGAUGGCGAGCAAGAUCAUGGUAGUGAAGAUGGAGAUGAAAAUGAAGAAGACGAAGAUGGUGGCGAUGACGAAGACGAGGAAGGUGGCGAUGACGAAGAAGAAGAAGAUGGUCGUGAUGACGAAGACGAUGAUAUUGCUAGUGAAGAAGCUGGUGAUCAAGAGCUUGAUCUGGGUGAAGCGCUGGCACAGCUUAGAAAAUACGACGAAGAGCAGCUCGAAAGCUUCGAGUCCCAGGAAGAGGAAGAAGAACCAGGAGGAGAUCAUCGUAUUCUAGAAGAAGGAAGUGGAAUUGCGGCUAAACAGGGCAACGAGGAAGAAGUGGGGAUGCGAAAGAAGAGGAAGAGGAGGAUGAAGGAGAGCUACUUUGGUGGCAAGCCCCAUCCACUGCGGAAGAGAAACCUCACGUCCUGGCAGCGCGAUUUCUACCGGGAGGUGACCCCGAGCUAUGCUGCGCUGCGACGCUACCCGCGAGAGCUCUAUUUCCACCACUUCGAUCAGCUCGACGAUGACAGGGAUGAGAGCAAGAACUGGAACUUCGAGCCAGGGACUGGAUUGAAGGCCGCCGUGAGGCCAUUCACGUACCAAGACAUGCUCGAAGAGAUUGUCUACAUUAGGCGCCAAUUUACUUGUUACAACUAGCCGGAGCAUUUAGAUAAUAAAAUAGUUUUGUCGUUA
Selaginella moellendorffii is the source of this 2227-nucleotide messenger RNA. RefSeq lists its product as uncharacterized. The transcript is spliced from 2 exons. NCBI's taxonomy places the organism in Eukaryota, Viridiplantae, Streptophyta, Lycopodiopsida, Selaginellales, Selaginellaceae. The coding region runs from base 449 to 2191 and encodes 580 amino acids. The record is from RefSeq and is a predicted model, not a curated record.